CAACCGCACAGUCGCACGCUACAGAUGGGAGAUGAUCCUGCAAGAGCACGAUCCGCGCUGCCAUUCGCCCCACGACCGCUGUGCCUCGGCGCUCACGGUCGACAGAGACCAGUUUUGCGCCAUUGACAAAGAAUACCAGAGGUACCUGCCCGAGGGUUCCUCCGGCGGCCCGUACCUCGUGAACAUGGGCACCGACGCAGACGAGAAAUGGACGGCGGCUGGCGUCGUGUCGUCUUCCUACGGCGAGGCGUCCUGCAGCCGACCGUACACCAUCUUCACCGCCGUAGGGAAUUACUGGCCGUGGAUCGAGCGAAGUGUCUAUCUCGGAAAUUGUUCUCAGCCUUUGGAGGGCGAUGGGGAAUGAGAGGUAAUUAUUCUCAUCUCCUGAAAAGGACUAAGAAUGUAAGGGGGUACUAUUGUUCGUUGCUCUUUUAAGGCCUGAUGUACAUGAUAUGUAAACGUGUUAUGCAACAUUUCGGAACAUUGCUAUGGACAUGCUUGCAGACGUCUUCGAAGAUGCUUUUGGACGGUGGCACCCGGAAGCAUGUUUCGAGACACGUGUGUACGACGCCCGGGAGAAGCACUUCUUAUUGUAUGGCUUAUUUAAAAGAAUAUGUGUAUCAUGUUUCAGACAUGUUAAUGGCAGUGUUGCGGGCAAAGGUUUACGCUGUGUAUACAAGGCCCGCGGUUCCGUCCACACGAUCGAAUAGCUAGUGCACUUUUGGCUUGUGUCAGCGGGCAAAUCAGCGCAGUGCAGGAGUGAAGCCACCGCGCCAGACAUUGACUAGUUGUGUAACGAAGUUCAUGUGGACCCUAAGAAGCUACUUGAUUUAUGCAAUUGCCAAAUGUUCCGCCACUAACCAAAGUUUACUUGUCCAGACUCGAGAUCCUCAUUAUUGCUCAGCUUAGAACUCCGGAAUAUAUCUUAUGCACAUCACAGCAGUCAUAUGUGUGUGUGUGUGUGUGUGUGUGUGUGUGUGUGUGGUGUGUGUGUGUGUGUGUGUGUGUGUGUGUGUGUGUGUGUGUGUGUGUGUGUGUGUGUGUGUGAUUUCAACAAAGAUUAUUAGAUUAAGAACAAGUCUGUAUACUGGUACUGAAAUUGCUGUAAAGUAUGAUUUGGCUCUGUCGUGCUUCUUCCCUGUUAGCUCUGGAGUGAGGCAAGGCUAUGUUCUCGCACCAACACUUCAACAUUUGCAUGGACUGGAUACUGGGCAGAACUACUGUCUAAAGUCAUUAAGGAGCAACACUAGGCAGACCUUGACUUGCAUUCAACAAUGAAGAAAAGCCCCUGGGUUUAGAGGUCUCUUGGACCAAGACCAAGAUCCAGGGCUUUGUGGGCCUGCUAGAAGAGCCUUUAUAGUCGGCGUAUGCUUGCAGCAAGGAUAUUAAAGUCACAGAGAGUUUUACCUACUUGGUAGUGUAGUUCAUGACUCUAGGCUGUCAGACCAAUCUCCUAACAGGUAGUCAGUAGACAGAUUGGCCUAGCAGCAGGGGUCAUGGAAUCUGUCAACAUGUGUAUUUGGAGAUGCCAGUACCUGUGCAAAAGGACCAAGGUAUGCAUCUUCAAGCCCUGAUACUGCCAGUGAAACCUGGUGCAGUACUCAUGAAAGGUCAUUCACUCAUAAGUUUGUCUUUAACAGAAAAAAAAAAAAAAUUGGACUCCCAAGAUUUUGUCAAUGACUACUCGCAAAAAUGUCUUUGACACCUGAUUUUUGUCAAUGACUUGGCCGAGGGUCUGGUCCUAAUACCUUUUGUAACAGGCCUUUGUGCUGGAUCAUGGGGUACAGUGGAAAGUUCAUGUGUCCAACCAAUGGUUACUGCCAAUGAUUCUACAUAUACAGGAGUAUAUAUG
Molecule: messenger RNA, 1852 nt
Organism: Penaeus monodon (black tiger shrimp)
Lineage: Eukaryota; Metazoa; Arthropoda; Malacostraca; Decapoda; Penaeidae
Product: serine protease 41-like
Exons: 2
Coding region: 32-364 (110 amino acids)
Biological process (GO): proteolysis
Molecular function (GO): serine-type endopeptidase activity
Source: RefSeq, a predicted model, not a curated record